Messenger RNA from Medioppia subpectinata, 473 nucleotides. Lineage: Eukaryota; Metazoa; Arthropoda; Arachnida; Sarcoptiformes; Oppiidae. The record is from the annotation of a GenBank genome assembly.
AGAUCUCGACGAGUAAACUGACCAACACCGGCAAAUCGCGCACCAAUAACUAUCUGAACAAUAACAACAACAUGAGCGGCAAUAACGGCAUUAACCGACGCGGAGGGGGUAAUGGCGGCGGUGGCGGACCCAUGAGGGGCCGACAGCAGCCAUACCAGCGUAACAAUCAGUACAACAACUCGCGAGGCGGCGGAGGAGGCGGUGGUUAUAACCGAUACGGCGGCGGUGGAGGAGGCGGUGGCGGAUACUCUAUGCCGCCGAUGAACGCCAACAGUUACGGCGGUGGGGGUCCGGCCAUUGGCGGCGGCGGUGGUGGCCCUCCCUAUUACGACGACAUGCAAGCCUAUCAGCCCUAUCAGGACCCCUAUGGCUACCCCGAUGUGGGCGGCGAUCAGUAUUAUGGCGGCGGCGGCGGUGGUGGCGGCCGACCAGUCGGUGGCGGAUCCAUGUAUGACACACAACCCAUGUAUGGC